AUGUCCGCUUCCUGCCUCGACCUGCAGACGUCUGCCGCGGGUUCAGCACCACUGGAGCUGGACAGCGACUGCAUGGAGCCCCGGCCCGGCGCCGCUCAGGAUUCCGGCGGCUUCCAGGGUCACCCGCUGCGGCACGCCGGCACCGGAGGCCUCGGUAUGGCCUUGGAGGAGGAACUUGCCAUGCUCACCGGGGAGCGGGACGACGAGGAGGAGCUGCCGGACCUAGAGAUGCCUGUCGUGGGGCACAACGCAGACCUACUGUCGCUCUUCCGCCAGAAGGAGAAAGACUUGGUUUUAGCUGCUAAACUCGGCAAAGCACUGCUGGAGAGAAACCAAGACUUGAGCAAGCAAUAUGAGAAAAUGCACAAAGAUCUCAACGAGAAAUUAGAGCACUUGGAGCAGGAGAAGCACGAGUUACGUCGGCGUCUGGAGAGAAGAGAGGGGGAGUGGGAGGGUCGCGUGGCCGAGCUGGAGACGGACGUCCAGCAGCUGCAGUGCGAGCUAGAGCUCCACCAGGUCCAGCUGAGGGAGGCUGACAGGGACAAGACCAAGGCCAUCAGUGAGCUCUCUGAACAGAACCACAGACUGCUGGAGCAACUCAGUAGGGCUGCAGAGGUGGAGAAGCAGCUGUCCACUCAGGUCCAUUCAUUACGUGGCGACUUCAGGGAGAAGAGCAUGUCUACGAGACAACACAUGACAGGACUGGAGACUCUACAGGCUGAGCAAGGGCUAGAAAUUAAGAUGCUGUCCGAGAGGAAGAUGGAGCUGGAGCGCAGGGUGCACAUCAUGCUGGAGGAGAACGAGCUGCUGCAGAGCACAGUGGACGACUUCAGAGAGAGGACGCUGGUGUUGGAGAAGCAGUGUCAGGAGAAGGACCUACAGUUGCGGCAGAGCCAGCUGGAGCUCCAGGAGGUUCAGGUGUCCCACAGGCAGCUGACCUCUCGGCUGGAGGAGCUGUCAGAGGAGCACAGCCUCCACGGCCUCACCCCACACCCAUCCAGUCUGCUGUGUGAGAUAGAACAGAGCAUGGAGCAGGAGGAGCAGGAGCAGGAGAGGGAGCAGUUGCGUCUCCAGCUGUGGGAGGCCUACUGCGAGGUCCGCUCACUCUGCUCCCAUCUCCGGGGAAACGACAUCACCGACUCGGCGCUGUCCACCGAUUCUUCCAUGGACGAUUCCUCGGAGACGUCCUCUGCCAAGGAUGUGCCUACUGGCAGCCUCCACACCGGCCUUCUGGAGCUGCGGAGGCUGACACAGAACCUGCUGGAUGGCAACGAGUCCACGGGCUCGCGGCGCAGCGAUGAGGAGGCUCUGGAGGAGCAGGUGAGGAAGAUGGGAGAAGAGCUAAGGGAGGUCAGAGAGCUGCAUGAGGCGGAGCAGGACAAAACACGCAGCGGCCAAGGGGAGCUGCUGCAGCUACACAAUCAGAUGGCGCUUCUCUCUGUAGAGAUGUGCUCUCUCAGGGAGGACAACCAACGGAUGAGGGUGAUGGCUGAGAUACGGGAACCCAGCGAGCAGCUCCAGAGCGCCAUCAGAGACCGAGACGACGCCAUAGCCAAAAAGAAAGCGGUGGAGAUGGAGCUGGCCAAAUGUAAAAUAGACAUCAUGUCUCUGAAUAGCCAACUCCUGGACGCCAUCCAGCAGAAGCUCAACCUGUCGCAGCAGCUGGAGGCCUGGCAGGAUGAUAUGCACAGAGUGAUUGACCAGCAGCUGAUGGACAAGCACCAGGACGAGUGGCGCUCGGCCCCACCCUCCCUGUCGCGGGCCCACGGCAGCCAGUCCUCCAGGCGAGCUCACCGCAUUUCAGACCAGGACAAAAGACUUUUCUCUUUUUUCAAAAAGAACUGAGAACCUGUUGGACUGUCCCUGGGCGCAGCAGAAAGACAGAGAGGGACGGCGGCGAGGGAAGAGGAGGGAGAGACAUCAUAGAGCAGGGGGAACGACACAGCCAAAGACGGGCCCGUGGCACACGUUGAGGUUUGGGUCAUUUUGCACUUUAUCUGUCCCAUUACUCUUCUCCUGACUGAUUAACUGGCGACUGCUGACAGUGAGAGAUGGAAAUAUGAGAUCAGGUCUUCCCCAGAGGCUUUGGCUUAAGCCCCUCUUGUAGAAAGAAAUCAGUCCCAACAGGACGUGAACAGGGUCACAAAGUUUACCUCUGAAACAGGAAGGUUUCCUUGUAGUGCCUAUGACCAUCUCUACUAGCCCACUGCCAACUCUGUAGAGAGGGGAACACAUGUACCCACUCUCAUCGUAUGCAUCCCAGUAAUCAGGCCAAGGUGUCUGGGGGAAGACGGGUGGAUUCCUGGGACAGUGUGGGUUUAUGGGAAAAGAUGGGGACGACGAUCAGAGCGCUGAAGCUGCAGCCAAUUAACCCAAUCGCUCAGGUUUAUUCAUUUGUCCAGGGGAUGUUCAGAACAUGAAGCAACAGCUUUACAUAUCAGGACCAUCGCAUAGUGUAUAUUUGAUAAAACAUAAAUUACAUUAUUUUCCUUAAAGACAGCCAUGCACAGAGUUUUACCAUGUUUCAAUGUCCCAGACCCAAAACUUUAAAGAUAAAGAAAGACUUUAAAGGGACACUACAGAUAUGGACUUCUACAAAGAGAUAUUGAAACUGCACUAAACAAUAUUUUUAUAUCAGCAAGAGAACAAAUAGCUAUGUAUUAUGUAAAUGUGAAAGGGGCCACCGAAUUAUUUUUUAUCCAUACAUCAUCUUUACCCCUUAAACUUUGUGGGCAGUGGGGAGACUGGAGCCAGUCACUGGUGAACUGGGGCAAGAGGGGGGGUUCAUCCUGGAGAGGCCCUCAGUGUAAUGCAGAGCUGUUUCAGGGCUAUUUAUUGAAUUUGUUUACAGCCACAUGUUUUCACAACUCUCUUUAACCCAGAUUUCAGCAGGCAGCUCCAAUAUGUUCGAUUCCCAGCUCUAAACAGAGGUGAGCGACCCGCUGGUGAACAGAUGGAGCUCCAAAACUAUACUAGAGGGAGAGUUAGUAUUGAUUUAAAAACUUGUUGGGCGGCUCAGAAACACGACUCCAACUUAUUGCUUCUGCCGCCUGCUGAGACGUGUGAACAACUGUUUGUGUAACAACUUUAAAAGCUGAAAUUUGACUACGCUGUGUUUACGUCUAGUUCAAUUAGACAAUAACAAAAUCACAUCAGCUUUUAAAUCAACACCUGAGGCUGAGAUAUCCUCUAUAUUAGUCCUCAAUAUCAGGUUAUAUGGGAAAGAUCAGAUCCUACACAUCGCAUAAUGCAGCCAAUAAUGCACCUCAUGUUACGAAAACCCCAUUUUGUCAUCAAAAUCCCAUUAUCAAGUUUCAUGUAUAAUUCAAGUAAACACAAUCUAGUGUGAGCAGGGAAACAGGAUCCUUGAACUAAGUGAAUGUAUGAACCAGCACUUUUAUUUGAAUCCAUCGCACACAAGGCCUUCAUGUUCAUCUCUGACAUCUAAAUAAACCUGCGGUGGGGGGGGGGCUCAGCUGGUACGUUCUUCUACAGUUCACAUCGAAUUGUAAUCACAUUUAAACAUUAAUGCUUUUUCAAAGAAAAGUCUGGCAUUGUCCUCAUGAUGUCAAUCAUCUUCCUAGUUGACCAAAUUUUUUAAAAUGUUUACACAUCAGCUUGAGAUGGAGGCAGAACUACAGCUCAUGGAUUCUCGAUCAAGUCGAUCGAUCGAGCUCAACGACAACCUACAGAACUUCAUGUGAGUGAACAGAAACUUCCUCUGCAGUGCUCAAUGUCUGAGCUGCGUUGGUUCACCUCAAAUAGAGAAGCUCUACCUCCAUUCUCAUUGCUUCAAUACUUCAUGAGCACUUUGUUUUCUUAGCUGCCGGGCUUCCGUUUUUACGUGACAUAUCUGUUCCUCCAUUGGUUAAACGUCUAUGUUUUGACCUGAGAUCUCUAUCGAGCGUGAGCGACUCACAGCGUGACACAGUGUCUGUCUGCGUCUGGACUCGUGUCGGACGCAGCUGUGCAAACCUAUGCAGAUGUCUUCUCUUCAUUUCAGCUGGUUGUUGGAAGGAUCAACCCAAAGAAUGAUUUUUUUUAUAAUAAGUCGAAUACGUUUGGAUGAAAUCGAUAUAUUUAUAAAAAAAAUGCGUAUGUUUUGAAUGAAAUCCUUUUUUUAGAGAGAAAUAUACCUGUACAUUGUUGUUUGUAAAGGCUCCUUAUUCAUGUGUGUUCCAACGGUGAGCAGGGGUUCCACUGGUGAUCACUCAUACAUGUGUUUAUGUGUGUGCGUGGGUGUGUGUCAUGCAACUGAAGUUGUGGGAGAUAUUCAUGAGUCCUACCAAGUUCUGUUAUGUGAGAAGACUCAUCAGUGUUGUUUAUUUUUUUAUUCCAACAGAACCCCCAAAUCCAGUUGACAGCUCCUGGUGCCACUUUUUGAUAAGCCGACUCUAUAAACAGUUUUUAAGUCGUAAAUAAUGGUUUUAUUGAUAGUUUAUAUGAAAUAAUUAAUGAAUUAAUGAAAAAAAUCUGAUGGAUUGGAAAAAAAAUUGUUAUUCAUAAAGUAAUGUAACGGAAUGUCAGGUUAGGUAUUUCAGAAAGUAAACACUUGAUGAGUCUUGCUGAUGAAUUAAAAAGCUAAAAAGUCUAACUGGGUAUCCAGAGGAAGUUAAACUAAAACCCUGAAGAUAUUUCAGAACAUAAAAAUACACAUUUUCUUCAUAUUAUUAUCCAACCAUCCAUCAUCUAUAUAAAAUGUAUUCUCCUAAUAAAUAAAGGCUGUGGGGGGAGCACUAAAACUCAAUAUUCUAAAAUACCUAAAAAAAACAUCAACUUAUUAUUGGUUCUAAUUACAGAAGGACUAAAGAUUAGUGAAGGAUGUAUUAAACAUUAAUAAAACCAUUUCAAACUCUGUAGGAAGUCUGCCUUAUUAGAGCGUUUUUUCACUGCUCCUUUCUGAAUGGAUGUGAUCAGAAAUUUUAAAGAAAGAUAGAAACAUGAUUUUUCCCUCAUAGGUCGGAACACGUUUCUGAAAAGUCCGAAAAUGGGUUGAAUAAGAAAGUGUGUGUGUUUGUAGUUUGAGACUUCUGAUAGUUCCUCUUCCCCAGAGAAAGAGCCGCCUCUUCCUCCUGCAGGCUGGGAUUAAACACCAGCCACUGCUGCCAGCACCACACUGUAAUUAGUCUCCUUUCAUUCCAUGUUUUUUGUUAGAAAAACAACACACUGUAAACAUGUUUGUUUUUUGUCCACAUUACGUCCUAAUUGCUGUUUCUGUUCAUUGUUUGUAUGAGACUGUUGCUGGGACACUGUAGACUGUACCGACAGCAUUUUAAAACGUCUGCUACAACAUUGUGAUGCUGCCACUGAGGGUGGAGUUUGUGUGUGUGUCGCAGCAUUUGACACACACAAAAUCAAUGACACACACUGAGUGUGUGUAUUUUCUGUUGCUUGUCUCCACUCAGUCGGAUGUUAUUUUGGAAUGUCAGUGCUUCGGCUGGGCUCAGUGUGCUGUGUGAGUGCUUUCAUUCACCUCUGACUAACGGCACUGUUUCAGUUACAGAAUGCUUCAAACUAUUCAAAAUAUUUACCAUGCAAUUUUCUGAGCAUUUUUUUCUACAAAUAAACACUUUACAAUCUA
Pleuronectes platessa (European plaice) is the source of this 5581-nucleotide messenger RNA. RefSeq names its product BICD family like cargo adaptor 1 (gene bicdl1). The record is from RefSeq and is a predicted model, not a curated record. Bases 1 to 1845 code for a protein of 614 amino acids. Gene Ontology annotation, biological process: vesicle transport along microtubule; Golgi to secretory granule transport. The transcript has 11 exons. NCBI's taxonomy places the organism in Eukaryota, Metazoa, Chordata, Actinopteri, Pleuronectiformes, Pleuronectidae.